Molecule: messenger RNA, 962 nt
Organism: Funneliformis caledonium
Lineage: Eukaryota; Fungi; Glomeromycota; Glomeromycetes; Glomerales; Glomeraceae
Source: the annotation of a GenBank genome assembly
AAGAUAACCUUCAAGAUACCCAAAGUCUUCAGGAUCCUCAGGAAACUCAGGACCUCACGGAACUCCAAGAACCUCAGGAGUCUCCACAAGAACUUCAAGAACAAGAGCGAGUCCUUCCGCCACGUACACAAGUUCGUAGGAAACGAAGGCUGAUGGUGUUGGAUGAAGUAACCGAGCUACCUAAUCGACAUAUUAAAAGUCAAAUAGACGAUACAUCAGAUAUUUGCAUCGAGUCAUCGUAUCUUCCCAUUUCAAGAAAAUUAUUACGGUUGGCGGAAAUCCGCCAAAUGGGAGCUUGGUAUUUUCUUGAUUUAACCGCUCCACAUAAUAUUCGGCCCGAGUUACGUUAUCUCUUUGCUCGAAAACGUCAAAGAGUAUCUAAAGAUAACGAUGCGCAACCAGGUCCAUCAGGGACAUCGUUAGACAUUGAUACAGAUACAUUCAACAAUAAUGAUGACUCUAUACCUAAUUAUGUCCCAGAAGCACCUAACUUUGAUAAAGAAACAACGCAAGAUGUUGAUGUCUCGGAGCAAACAAAAGAGAAAGAUCUCACACAGGAUAAAAUCACAACGCCGUCAGAACAUGAAUUUGACAAUCACUUUGAUAACUUCGAAAAUGAUAUCAGUACAAGUCCAACUGAAGGCUUACCGAACAUCCCAAAUGUGACAACCAUUUUUGACCAAGACGAGCCACAAGAUCAACAAAAUACCGGUAACUCAUUUAGUAGAAAUACGGUCAAGGCGAUGCGACUUUUGAAGAGCAAAUGCCUUAAACAAGAUGAUGCAACAAGUUCUACAAAACCAAAACAAACAAUAUUGAGCUUUGAAGGUGCUGUGGGAACGGCAAAGCGACAAGAUGCAGUGAAAUUAUUUUUUGAAUUAUUGGUAUUAAAUACAAAAGAUGUAAUUCAUGUACAACAAAAGCAUGCAUAUGGAGAUAUUGCAAUUGUAUGCAAGAAGUAA